Chelonus insularis is the source of this 6608-nucleotide messenger RNA. RefSeq names its product Down syndrome cell adhesion molecule-like protein Dscam2. The record is from RefSeq and is a predicted model, not a curated record. The transcript is spliced from 26 exons. Gene Ontology annotation, biological process: cell-cell adhesion. Gene Ontology annotation, molecular function: protein binding. Bases 300 to 6227 code for a protein of 1975 amino acids. Lineage: Eukaryota; Metazoa; Arthropoda; Insecta; Hymenoptera; Braconidae.
UCGGAGAAAGGUUUCCCCAAUUAAAUAGUCCCUUUGUAUCAAUCCUGUGAUAAAACUUUAGCCAUUUUAUGAUUUUUUAUACACUCAAUCAACUAGUCAUUUUAAUUUCAACAGUGAUUGGGGUGAAUGCCAACAACGUGAUUUAUUCUCGACACACGGAUUAAUAUAUUAUCAUACACACAACUGCUGAGAGACGUAAGCGAGGACUAUCCUUGUGACCACGUGACAAUUGUGAACAUGAAGGGCAUAUCAAAGGAUAAUAAUGAGGAAGCUGAAUCGACGUAACGAUCCACACCAGGAUGGCCAGUUGGCCGUUGAGAGCUACGCUCCUGUCCAGUGCCCUUAUCCUCGUUCAUGGCCGAGGAUUGGUGCUGGACAGCCAAGGACCAAUUUUGGUAUCAGAGCCGCGCUCGACCGUGGAAUUUUCCAACGAUACAGGAGCAAUGCUACAUUGUUCAGCUCACGGCAGUCCUGCACCAAGAGUGGAUUGGCUGAUGGGAGACGGCUCACCUGUACAUCCUAUCCCAAACAUCCGAGAGAUUUUGGUCAAUGGGUCCAUGUAUUUUCUUCCGUUUGGUGCUGAAAGCUAUCGACAUGAUGUUCAUUCUGCUGUAUACAGAUGUCAAGCUUCCAAUUCUGUUGGUCGAGUCCUUGGACGAGAAGUCAACGUGAAAGCUGUUGUCCGUCAAAAGUAUCAAGUUGGCGUUAAAGACUCACAUGUACUCGCUGGAAAUACUGGAGUAUUACGUUGUGACAUUCCAACACACACUAAAGAAUACAUUUCUGUUACAUCUUGGGUACAGGAUUCUGCAUUUAAUAUUUAUCCAUCACCUGAAAGCGACGGAAAGUAUCACAUGUUGCCUACCGGUGAGCUCCUCAUCUUCUCUGUUACUGCGGCUGAUACUCAUUAUGGAUAUCGAUGUAGAACCGUCCAUCAUGUAACUGGAGAUACCGUUGAAAGCUCAAACCAUGCCAGACUUAUUGUUACUGAACAUCGCAAUCCAGAGCCACCACGAAUCAAUGAACGUGUAAGCCCAGCUCCUGUUCGUGCCGGAGAAACAAUAGUCCUGUCCUGCAUUUCUCAAGGCAAUCCACCCCCAAUGUAUCUCUGGUAUCGUGAGUCAAUAGGCGGCACUGACGCUAUCGUUAAUUCAGAGAGGAUUCACGCUCGAGGAGGUGUCCUAAUUAUCCAAUCAGCAAGAGUUGAAGAUGCUGGUAGAUACGUGUGCCAUGUGAACAAUACUGCUGGUUCUGAACGUGUUGAACUUGAAGUCUCAAUUAUAAAUAGUCUAUCAAUACACCUUGCUCCACAACAAGUAACUAUUGAUUUAGGGAAAGAUGCCAAGUUUCAAUGUGCUGUGACAGGACAACCCACCCCAAUAAUUUCCUGGGCAAAAGAUGGACUUCCUGUGAGAGAAGGUGCUGGCAGGAUAAAAGUUGUUGGCAAUGGAGGAUCAACGUUACACAUAUCCUCCAUCACCAGGGAUGAUAAAGGAAUGUAUCAGUGCUUUGCUAAAAAUGAUCAUGAGAUGGUCCAAGCUACUGCAGAACUUCGGUUAGGAGACGCUGCGCCACAACUUGUAUAUAAAUUCAUCGAGCAAACAAUACAACCAGGACCUUCUGUCUCUCUGAAGUGCAUUGCAACUGGUAACCCGACACCUCAUUUCACGUGGACUCUAGAUGGAUUUCCUUUGCCUCAAAAUGACAGGUUCAUGAUUGGACAAUAUGUGACAGUUCAUGGAGAUGUGAUAUCACAUGUAAAUAUAAGUACUGUUAGAGUAGAAGAUGGUGGAGAGUACCGAUGUACUGCCGGCAAUCGUGUCGCCAAAGUUCAUCAUGCUGCAAGACUUAACAUCUAUGGUUUGCCACACGUCCGACCAAUGGGAAACUAUGCUGCGGUCGCGGGUGAGACCACGGUCAUCAAAUGUCCCGUAGCUGGAUUUCCAAUUGCUAGUAUCACGUGGGAAAAAGACGGUCAAUUAUUGCCGACUAGCAUGCGACAAGAAGUUUCAUCAAAUGGAACACUAGUACUACAUCAUGUAGAUAGCAAUACAGAUCGGGGCUCUUAUACAUGCACUGCGAGAAAUAAACAAGGCCAUUAUGACUCUCAAACAAUUCAAAUUGAAGUUAAAGUUCCACCUAGCAUAGCUCCUUUUAGUUUUAACAAGGAUUUAUCGGAAGGAGUUCGUGCUCAGGUUGCUUGUGUAAUAGAGAAAGGUGACCCGCCAUUCACGAUAAUAUGGUCUAAAGAUGGUGAACCAAUCGCCACUUCAUCACCUUCUAGCUUUGGGUCUGCAAGCAGUACUGUUACUCAUAAAACCAACUUACCCAAUAGCAUAUCUGGCCUACGUAUUACCAGCAUGGAUGUCCACUCCAGUACCAUCUCAAUCGACCGUGUUACUGCCGCUCAUGCUGGCAACUAUACGUGCAUAGCACGCAACUCCGUUGCUGAAGUCUCAUCUACUGCACAAUUAGUCGUUCGUGUACCUCCACGUUGGGUGAUGGAACCACAGGACGUUCACGCACCUGAGGGUAUGUCUAAGUUAAUGCUUCACUGUCGAGCGGAUGGUUUUCCACCACCAGCUGUCACAUGGAGAAGAGGAAUGGGCUCUAGACCAGGCAGCUAUCAUGAUAUUACAAGUCAUGAGCAUGCUGAAGAGCUCAGAAUUCAUUCAAAUGGUUCUCUUGUGUUUGGAAGAGUCCAAGAGGAUCAUGAAGGAUAUUAUCUUUGUGAAGCUGAUAAUGGCAUUGGUGCUGGUCUCAGUAAAGUUGUUCAUUUGACUGUCAAUGCUCCAGCCCGUAUCAUAGAGAAACAUCGUAACCAAACGGCUCGACUAGGUUCGAGAGCUUCUCUACGAUGUGAAGCGAAGGGUGAUCACCCCUUAAACAUCCUAUGGCGAAGAGCAGGCUUCCAAUUAGAACCAGCGGUCUCCGAUUAUCGGUACACAGUGAAGGAAAUGAAUACCACAGAGGGUGCAGUUAGUAUCCUUGAACUCAUUAGUACAUCUAGAGAAGAUAGUGGAAGAUAUUACUGCACUGCUUCUAACGCUUAUGGAGGUGAUGAGAUGACUAUGCAUUUGUACAUACAAGAGCCACCAGAUUUUCCAAGGAAUAUUCACGUACUUGAGAAAGGAAGUCGUUACAUAAAAUUAGGAUGGACCAGCAGUCAAGACGGGAACAGUCCAAUAACUCAGUACAUUAUUGAAUAUAAAGUAGACGCAGAAGUUUGGCAUGACCAUACGUUCCACACAACUGUUUCUGGAACCCAGACUUACGGUCAUGUGAAUGGAUUGCGACCUGCUACGAGUUAUCAGUUUCGGGUAUUUGCUGAGAACGAAUUGGGUCGUAGUCAAGCGAGCGAUAUUCUCGAAGUAACAACUGAUGGAGAGAAGCCUGGUGGACCACCACGUAAUCUCAAAGUCGAACCAAUUAGCUCAACAGAUUUCAAAGUCACUUGGGACCCACCAGACCAAGACUUAUGGAAUGGAGAAAUUUUAGGAUAUCAUGUUGGCUUUAAAGAGCAUAGGCUAUCAGCAGAACAAUAUACGUACAAAACGGUAGAAGGUCGUCCAAUAUCUGCCAGCGCAACUCUCGGGUUGGCCCGAACUGCUAUACCAGGUCGUGAAUGCCAGCUGACAAAUUUAAAGAAGUACACACAGUACAGUGUAGUAGUUCAAGCUUACAAUGCACUCGGCCCGGGACCAAUGACUGCUGAAGUUGUAGCAACAACUUUAGAAGAUGUGCCAAGUAGUCCACCCCAAGAUAUUCGGUGUACAGCCCUUUCAUCCCAAUCACUCCAAGUAUCUUGGGAAGCACCCCCAGAUACAAGCUUGAAUGGAAUGCUCCGAGGAUUCAAGGUGAAUUGGGAAAGCAUGGAUUCUUUAACAGAAACACCAAAAUAUGACACAAAAAUAACUGCAGCAUUAACAGUUGUGAUAAAUAAUUUAGAAAAAUAUACGAAUUAUUCAAUCCAAGUAGCAGCAAUGACAAAGCCAGGUGAUGGUGUUCCAUCAGCUCCAAUUUAUUGUAGAACAAAAGAAGACUUACCAGAAGUUCCAGCGAGCAUAAAAGCAGUAGCCAAUUCAAAUGAAUCAAUUAUAGUUUCUUGGCUACCACCUUUGAGGGCAAAUGGAGUGAUAACUUCAUAUUAUGUUUACAUUAAAAGUAAUGAAAGCGAUGAUAAGUGGUAUAAGCAGACGCUCAAAGCUCACAAAACUAGUUAUAGAGCUGAGAAUCUUCACAAGAGGAUUCAAUAUUCAUUUCACGUAGCUGCUGUCACGUCAGUUGGUGAAGGACCUAAAACUCCAUCUGUUUCUGCUUCUCCUUCCAGUCAUGUUCCAGCUGCAAUUUAUUCCUUUGGAAUGAGUCCAAUUGUCCCUUGGAAACAAGAUGUAACUUUACCGUGUCAAAGUGUUGGAAAACCGUCACUGCUAUGGAAACAGUGGGGCAGAAUUGUAAAAGCAUCAGGAAGAAUUACGAUUCACACUGAUGGUUCGCUACAGAUCACUGAUCUUCAUAGAGAAGAUAGCGGCAACUAUACUUGUCAUGUGGAAAACCAACAUGGAUCUGAUCAGAUUACACAUAAAUUGAUAGUCCAAGUUCCUCCAUCUGCUCCACUUCUCCUUGCUACCAGCACAACCAGUAACUCUAUCAGUGUUCAGUGGAAACCCGGAGACGAUGGUGGAGCUGUUAUAAGAGGCUAUAUUCUCCACUACAAGCGCAAGUUUGGAGAAUGGGAGGAGGUAAAAGUCUCACAUAAGAUAAAUGGUCACCUCCUGUCUAAGCUCUGGUGUGGUACUGAGUACCAGAUUUACCUCACCGCGUACAAUAGAAUUGGCAUGGGCUCCCCGAGCGAGUUUGUUAAAGCGACAACUAAAGGCUCCAAGCCUGCCAACUCACCCGGAAGUGGAGACAAGUUCAUCACUGUCAAUGUAUCUUGGAUUGUUUUACAUUUAAGCAACUGGAAUGAUGGUGGCUGUCCUAUUACAUGGUUUGAGCUUGAAUAUAAGAAGAAUGGAGAGGAACUGUGGACUCUUGUGUCUAAUAAUAUUGAAGUUCAAAAGUCAUACACAUUAAGUGAGCUCCAACCAGGAACAACGUAUGAUAUACGUGUAAGAGCUCACAAUAAUGCUGGAUCAUCAGUUGCCGAGUAUAAAAUCACGACACUCCAGCCUCACAUCACCACGACUCAACCCACGGUGGAAAUCGAUCAAUACAUCCCCCAACAAUCAUCAGUUUUACCUGAUUUAAAGCUUAUUGUUCCACUUGUUUUGUGUUCUUUCGCGAUUAUUGCUGCUGCUGGUGCUGUUUUUUAUUGUUUCCGUAAACGUCCUUUAUUAGGUGAAAUAGGAAGUCUUCAUGAUGCUCAAACUGCCGCUGCGCUGGACAAUAAACAAAACAUGGAACAACGAGAACAAUAUUAUGCCACUGUUAGAAAACCUUUAAGAUCACCUAUUCAUGAAAUGGGCACUCUUGAAAGAAUUCCUGAAUACUCCGAAGACAUCUAUCCGUACGCGACAUUCCAGUUGAAGGAAAGCGUACCAGCUGGAGGAGACAAUCGUUGUGAUUCUGCUGCACCGUUACAAACAUUUGUUUAUCAUGAUCCAAGGCUUUCAGCUGCGGAUACUCUUCAAUUACGUGAGUCGGAUUGCAACCGGUACACUAAGGUGCGCGGAGGCCGUUCGUCCUCUGCACCAUUGCAUAAAAGUCACAAGGCCAAUCACGGCAAGUCCGAGUCGGAAGAGUACGACACCCUGGGCUCGGACAGCGACACGGAAGUCGGGACCAGCAGCCGAACUGAGUCUUCCAAUCACCUCGUCGAUUCGCACCACUCGGCCUUUGCAGCCGACGCGCGUGUUCACAACUUCCUGUACCAUGGACCAGAAUCUAGCACGUCUACGGAACCCUCACCGAUUUUUGAGAGAAAAUCGUUUCCUGGAAGGGGACGACCCAAGAUGUUACAGUUGGCGCGUUAUACCGGCGAGGAGACCCGUACAAGUUUCGGGACAAUCCCCAGGCCUGGCAAUUCCAAGCACCAGCCGAGCAAUAGGAUCAGGGAGCAGCAGCAGGAGCAGCGGGGGGAUGCAGGAUCAGGAAACCUGUUCGUCCCCAAGUUGGACCCACCCUCGGGGUUCUCCGACGCGCUUGAGCUAAGCGAAGCUGAGUGUGACCUCGAUCGUGGUCGAAAUAACCAAAGAAAUAGACGAGAUUUCGUAAUUGCGGUGUAAAUAAUUGUGCAAAUGACUUGACUCAACUACAAAAAAAGUCAUCAACAAAACGAAUAAAAAAUUCCUUCUUUAUUCCACCAACCCUGUUGUCGAAAGUAUGCAACAAUUGUCCUUUUUCUGAUGUGUUAAUAUAAGAUUGUUCGUUCACAUGCUCACAUUUUGAAUUAACGAAUUGACUUGGACGACAAAAAUGAAAAUUAAUGUAAUAAAUAUGAAGAUGAAAAAUGACUAAUAUUAAAAUAUAAAUGUAAAGUUAUAAAAUAACAAAAAAGAGCACUGCCAUCGUUUCGGCGCGUGUGGCACUAACUUUUUAACCAUAAAAAAAAAUUUUUCAUGUCUGGAAUCGGCACUUUAAUUAAAAAGAAAAUUAAUAAAUCGAGU